AUGACUAAUAAAAUGAAUACAGCUUCAAGAACCUGCCAGUUGGCAGAGGAAUGUGAACGAUCGGAAGAUUAUGAGGCAUCAUUACAGCAUUAUAUGAAUGGAAUAGAGUUAAUGAUGAAAAUUUUGGAAGAUACCAAAGAUGAGCAUCAAAAGCUAUUCAUUAGAGAUAAGGUGAAGAAGUGUUUGAAUAGUGCUGAGAAAGUCAAAUCAAUUAUCGCUCAGAAGAAAGCUAAAAACAAACACUCAAGCCAAGUGACACAGGAAAAAAUCUCUGAUGGAUCAACAGGUUAUGACUACGACACUAUCUUCGACAGGUGCCUUGAUGACAGCGUAACAUCGGUGGAAAUCGAUGACCCCUAUAUUAGAAACUCUUAUCAGGUGAGAAAUCUAGUACGAAUUUCUGAGCUGUUAUUAAGGAAGACAAAAGUCAAAAAUAUUACUUUACUAACCGGUCAAGAGUUAGAGAAGGACAAAAGACAUACACAAUGUACACACCUGGAAGAAUUACGGAUGAGCCUACAGAGCCAUAACGUAACAUUUAUGUAUUCUUUUUCGGACACUUUACACAAUAGGGAAAUAAGAUUUAACAACGGUUGGAAAGUAAUAAUCGAUCGUGGAUUAGAUUACUUUAAACCGUUUAAGAGUCAAUUUGCGAUUGGUUACUUCGACUUCAAUUACAGGGUUUGCAAGGAAACAUCAGUUACUUACAUACGAGAUGCUAGCUAAAGUGAUGCGAUAAAUUGUAAAGGU
Messenger RNA from Trichoplax adhaerens, 750 nucleotides. RefSeq lists its product as uncharacterized. Bases 1 to 726 code for a protein of 241 amino acids. The record is from RefSeq and is a predicted model, not a curated record. The transcript is spliced from 7 exons. NCBI's taxonomy places the organism in Eukaryota, Metazoa, Placozoa, Uniplacotomia, Trichoplacea, Trichoplacidae.